Indicator indicator is the source of this 2244-nucleotide messenger RNA. RefSeq lists its product as uncharacterized. Gene Ontology annotation, biological process: positive regulation of type I interferon production; lipopolysaccharide-mediated signaling pathway; positive regulation of non-canonical NF-kappaB signal transduction. Gene Ontology annotation, cellular component: membrane raft; external side of plasma membrane; lipopolysaccharide receptor complex. The transcript has 8 exons. The record is from RefSeq and is a predicted model, not a curated record. The coding region runs from base 1 to 2244 and encodes 747 amino acids. Lineage: Eukaryota; Metazoa; Chordata; Aves; Piciformes; Indicatoridae. Gene Ontology annotation, molecular function: protein binding; lipopolysaccharide binding.
AUGCAGGUGGCUGUGCUGCUGCUGCUGGGGCUGCUGCAGGCAGAGGGCAGAUGUUUCUUCAACCGCACCCAGGAGCACUGCACCUGCUACAACCUGUCUGAGGAGAGCUCAGGCAGCAUCAUCCAGUGCCUCCCAGCCACUGUGGUGGAGUUCUGGGGGGGAGAGCUGCAGAGAUACGUGGGCCUCCCCAUCACAGACCUGGACCCCUCCAUCAUUGACACACUGAGCUCCCUGGGCAUCAGGAAAAUCGUUUUUGGGGAUCUCCUGGUGCCCGAGGUACUCCUUGCCCGAGUCCUCAGGUUCUUCUCCUAUACCCAGGUGCAGGAGCUGGCGUUUGAGCGCUGCACUUUCGAGGGGCAGGGCGACUGGCAGCAAAUGGCCGGCUGGGAGCUGCCCAUCCUGUCCCUGCGCUUCCACCAGGUGAGCUCCGCGCCGCUGGCGGGCCGGGAGCAGGACCUGCGGAGCCUGAGCCGCUGGCUGGGGGCGCUGCAGGAGCUGUCUGUCACCGGCUGCAGCGUCGCCAGCCUGCCCUGUGCCGUCGGCAGCCUCUUCACAGCCCUGCGCUCGCUGGACGUGGCGCACAACAGCCUCGGGGACGAGAGCCUGGGGUCUGCCUUCUGCCCGGGAGCUUUCCCUCGGCUCCAGGCACUGAGCCUGCGGCACAACCACCUCAGGUCCUACCACGCUGUCUGCCAGAGCCUGCAGCUGCUGCCCGAGCUCCAGCACCUGGAUCUGAGCCACAACAAGUUGCUGACAGCCCCGACCUCCUCCUGCCAGUGGCCACUGUCCCUCCGAAGCUUUAACUUGUCCAGCACUGGCUUGGACGAAGUCCCCACAGCUCUGCCUCGCAGCCUGGAGGUGCUGGACAUGAGCUACAACCACCUCCGUGCCGUAGACCUCUCCCUCGGCUCCCUGAAGAAGCUCUUCCUGAGCCACAACCUGCUGCAGGCUGCGCCCCCGCUCGGGCAGUGCCCCAUGCUGGACACCCUGACCCUGGGCAAUAACUGGCUGCGGGAGCUGCCCUGGGACGAGGUGAAGCAGCUGCGGGAGGUGGCAGCCCCUGGCAACCCCUACGACUGCUCCUGCUCCAGCGCCGGGGGGCUGCAGGUGCUGGCGGGCAGGGGGCAGCUCGGGCAGGGCUGGCCCCAGGACUACGUGUGCCAGGCCCCGCCUGGCUACCAGGGCACGCCGGUGGCGGCCGUGCCGGUGUCGGUGCUGCGGUGUCACCCUGCUGCGGUCAUUGUCCCUCCCUGCCUCAUCCUCGCCCUGCUCGGCGCCGCCGCCGCCGGCUGCCUGCUCAGAGAGCAGGUGCUGGAGCUGGCAAGGCCCCAGCUGGCCCUGGUUCCCCUUGGCUACAGCAUGUCCCUGCUGCUGUGGCACCCCCACGGCCCCCCCUGCCAGCUGUCCUUCCAGAGCAUCGCCUGGCAGGUGAUCAGCACCAUCUUCCAGCAGCUGGAGGCCCUGGGGGGGGAUGAGCAGAGCCUGCAGACUGUCAGCCUGGUCCAGCUCUGUGCCCACGACAAAGCCUGGGACCUGCUCUGCCCCGACGGCCGAGCCCUGCAAGUGAUGGAUGUCAGCCCCCUGGGCCUGAUGGUGGAGGAGGCCACAGAGAUCCCUGUGCCCAGUGCCCAGGCUGCCAUCAGCAUCUACAGCACAGGGCUGGCUGCCAUGGUGGCACUGCCCGAGGGUGCCAGCAGCCUCUUCACCCUCACCCUGGAGCGGCAGCUGGCAGGGGGCCGGCAGCAGCGCUCAGCCCUCAGGAUCCUGGCAGCUCCUGGCACCGCCGGGCCCUGCCCUGAGCCCCCGGGGCUCGUUCCUCCCGCAGAUACCUCCAGAGAGGAGCUGCUGGCAGCCCUGGGGGUGGCCGAGCGAGUGAAGGGCUUGGCCAAGAGCGUCUCGGCCACCGCCUGGGACCCUGCGCAGGAGCUGGCGGCGCGGCGCGGGGAGCUGCGAGGGCUGCGCAGGGAGCUGCUGGCUGCGGCUGCUGGCCCCCAGCAGGAGGUGGCCCUGGCACAGCUGCGGAGAGCCCUGAGGGAGCUGAAGGCCCAGGUCUACACAGUGCAGGACCAGCAGCCCGGGACACAAACCCUGCCCGGUGCCAGCCUGGAGCCAAGAGGGACAGGGCAGGGGCACAGGGCUGGGGCCCACGCCUGGGUGGCUGAGAAGUGGGCGCAGAGCAUCGCUUCCCGCGGUGGGAAAAGGAUCUGCCGGGGCUGGGAGAGGCUUCCCUCCCUCUCCCCCUGA